AUGAGCGGCACAUCGACAUUGGCCACCGCCGGGCCAUCCGAGCUGCGAACUGCGCCCUCGUACGCCGGCAGAUGGACCAAGCUCUCGCCACCCCUCACGCCAUGGCUUCUCUCCCUGCUCGCAGAUAUGGGCUUUGCACAGAUGACGCCCGUACAGGCCUCGACCAUCCCACUCUUCCUUUCGCACAAGGAUGUGAUUGUUGAGGCGGUAACGGGCUCCGGCAAGACUCUUGCGUUUGUCAUUCCGGUGCUCGAGAUGCUCCUCCGCCGCUCCACCAAGCUCAAGAAGGACGAGGUGGGUGCACUCAUCGUAUCGCCCACCCGCGAGCUCGCAGAACAAAUCUACAAGGUGAUCAACACGUUCCUCGACGCUCAAAGCCAAUCGGAAGAGGCUCAAGCGGCCGCUGAGAACGACGACGACAACGCCGCUUCGCCAAGCGAGGAUGACAGUGACAGUGACUCGGAUGCACCUGCCAGUCGCGCCACGCAGAAGCGCAAGCAGGCUGUUGCGCAGGCACCGAAAAAGACAACAAGGAUUGCUGGCGCACAGCUCGUCGUGGGAGGGUCAAAGAGCACGCCGCUCGAUGACUACCGAACGUUCCGUGAUGGAGGUGCCGAUAUCCUGGUGGGAACACCAGGACGGCUGGAAGAGCUGCUGACAAAGAAGGGCGUCAAGAAGGGCGAGCUCGACGUCCUGGUGCUCGACGAGGCAGACCGACUGCUCGACCUGGGUUUUACCGAGAAUCUGCACCGCAUCCUUUCGCUGCUUCCCAAGCAACGCCGCACGGGUCUCUUCAGCGCCACUAUGACCGACGCGCUCUCCGAACUCGUCCGCAUGGGCCUCCGAAACCCCGUGCGUGUCGUGGUCAAAGUGGAGGCAAAGACCAAGGCCGGCACCAAAGCAUCCUCGUCAAAAGCUGACGAGUCCAGGCGAACACCCGCGUCGCUGCAGAACCUCUUCCAGGUCUCGCGUCCGGAGAACAAGCUGGCUCAACUGUUGCGCAUCUUGCUGUUCGAGAGCAGCGAGAAAGGCAUGAGUGGUGGCGCGAAGAAGUUCAUCGUCUACUUUAGCACGUGCGCGCAGGUCAACUUCUUCUACUCGGUCUUCAGCCAAUUGCCGCUCUUCAAGCAGCACCGCAUGAAGCUUCAUGCUCUGCACGGCAAGCAGACGCCCGCCAAGAGGAAGAGCAUGUUCGAAGCAUUCGUCGCAAGUACCUCACUCGAUGCAAGGGGUGGGGGAGCAACGGUGCUGUUCUGCACAGACGUUGCGGCGCGUGGGUUGGAUCUGCCCGACGUCGAAGUGGUGGUGCAGUACGACCCGCCUACGGACCCGAAGGUGUUUUCGCACCGAUGUGGACGUACGGCUCGAGCAGGCCGACGCGGACGGGCGAUCGUUAUGCUCCAUGCCGGUCGCGAGGAGGAUCUGGUGAGCUACUUGGCAGUCAAGCGCAUCCCACUCGCACCCUACCCGUACCUCUCUGCAUCUCUCGAAGGAGCAGUGGAGCCUGCAGAGGAGGAUGGCGAUGCAGGUGCGCGCGAGCUCGAGGCUUCGAUUCGUACGCUGUGUCGGCAAGAUCGCGAGGUGUGGGAGCUCUCGGUGCGCGCAUUCGUCUCGUACACGCGCGCAUACAGCAAACACGAAAUGUCGUACAUCUUCCGUCUUUCCGACCUGGACCUUGGGGCCGUCGCGCACGCGUUUGGUCUCAUCCGUCUGCCCGCCAUGCCCGAACUCAAGGCACGCAAAGCCGCCGGCCUCGUCUACGACGAAGAAUCGUUCGACCUCAACGCGCUAGCGUACAAAGACAAGACCAAGGAGAAAGCACGCCAGGCAAAGAUCAUCGCCGACAAAGAAGCGGCACAAGCCAAGGCGGACGAGCAUUCAGACAACUCGGACGACUCGGACGAUUCGGUAGCCGCCAAGCGCCGCGCAAAGAAGAGGGAGCCGGGGGCCGGCGCCUGGUCGGCCCAGAAGGAGCGCAAGGAACUUCGUGCCGUGCGCAAGGAGAAACGCGCCGCCAAACGUGCCUUCCUCAAAUCCCAACCCCAACCGGCCAAAACAGACGACGACGACGACGAGGAAGAGGAGGACGACUGGAACGAAGACUACCGCCAACUCAAAAAGCAAAAGCGCGCCAAUCGCAAGCCCACCAACGGCCCCUCGGACGACUUUGCCUCCGACUCGGCGCAAAGCGACAAGGAACAGCAAGAGCCCUUUUUCGUCGUCUAG
Messenger RNA from Moesziomyces aphidis, 2226 nucleotides. NCBI's taxonomy places the organism in Eukaryota, Fungi, Basidiomycota, Ustilaginomycetes, Ustilaginales, Ustilaginaceae. The record is from the annotation of a GenBank genome assembly.